AUGAGCACAGAAAGGGGCGAGCGGGGCACCAUUGACACCCACCACACUACAGUCCACAUGCUGGGCAGGCAAAAUGAAGGCAGGCGGCUACGCUACAUGCAGAAAGAUGGCAAGUUCCCUGUGGUUUUCCAGAAGGCCCCCGGAGACUGGAGCCCAUUCCUGAUGGACAUCUUCACCACUCUUGUGGAGAUCCGCUGGAGGGUGAUGCUCCUCAUAUUUUCCCUCUCUUACAUUCUCUCCUGGCUCCUUUUCGGCCUCUGUUAUUGGCUCAUUGCGUACGCAAACGGAGACACUGACGAUGGGGACAACGUACCCUGUGUGGCAAACGUGCGUGGCUUCACCGGGGCCUUCAUGUACUCAAUGGAGAGCCAGGCAACUAUUGGCUAUGGCUUCAGGACGGUGACUGAGCAAUGUGCGGUGGCCAUUGUAGUGCUGACAGUUCAAAGUAUAUUCAGCUGCCUCCUCGACACUAUUAUCAUUGGUAUUGUUGUUGCUAAAAUGGCAUCUGCUCGCAAGAGAGCUCAGACGGUCGGUUUUAGCAGGUGUGCUGUGGUCAACCAGCGAGACGGGGUCCUGUGUCUGUCAUGGCGGCUCGGGGACUUGAGAGGCAAUCACAUCCUGGACGGUGUCGCCAAGGCCCAGUUAGUCUGCUAUGUGAAGCAGCCACUGGGGUCUAUACUGGUGUCGUACCAGGACCUGGAAAUCCAGAAUCGAGACGUUGUCCUGGCCACGCCGGCCACCAUCAUUCACAAGCUGGAGCCCGGCAGUCCCCUCUACAGCCUGGGCCCUGACGACCUCCUGGAGGACACCUUUGAGCUGGUGGUGUCUUUCACCUACACUGGAGACUCCACAGGUAUGCUCCACCAGACACGAACCUCCUACACGCCGGCAGACAUCCACUGGGGUCAGCGCUUCCAGGACAUGCUGAAAGUGGGCAAGAAGCGCUACAAGGUGAACUACGCCCUUUUCAACGAGACCACGUGGGUGUCGGUGCCCCAGCUCAGUGCAGAGGAGUUUGACAGGGGGAGACGUCCUGUCGAGGGCAGCCAGUCCCACGGUCAACCAGUCCCAUUAGUCAAAAGAAAUGGACAUGCCCACCAGACGAAUCCUGACAUCACUGGAGAGGUGAUGCACCAAACCUCUUUGUAG
Messenger RNA from Chelmon rostratus (copperband butterflyfish), 1149 nucleotides. Its product is annotated as inward rectifier potassium channel 16-like. Gene Ontology annotation, molecular function: inward rectifier potassium channel activity. The coding region runs from base 1 to 1149 and encodes 382 amino acids. The record is from RefSeq and is a predicted model, not a curated record. The transcript has a single exon. Gene Ontology annotation, biological process: potassium ion import across plasma membrane; regulation of monoatomic ion transmembrane transport. Gene Ontology annotation, cellular component: plasma membrane. NCBI's taxonomy places the organism in Eukaryota, Metazoa, Chordata, Actinopteri, Chaetodontiformes, Chaetodontidae.